GGCUCAUAACUUCUCUUUCUUCACACUUUUUCUUGCAUUUCGUUGCAACUGUAACAUCACAUUUAAGCCUGCAACUACUACUACUACAGUGUAAAAAUGGAAAACGGAGAUCAGUUUCUGGAAUCCAAAUCCAAAUACGAUUGUCUUUUGUUUGAUCUGGAUGAUACUCUUUAUCCUUUUAGUUCUGGAUUAUCAGGUCAUGUGACUGAAAAUAUUCAAGAGUAUAUGCUUGAAAAGCUUGGGAUACAAAAGGAUAAAGUUCCUGAAUUGUGUGUUUCUUUAUAUAAAAUUUAUGGGACAACGAUGGCAGGUCUCAAGGCUAUUGGCUAUGAUUUUGACUAUGAUGACUUUCAUAGCUUUGUUCAUGGAAGAUUGCCAUAUAAUUUGCUAAAGCCUGAUCCUGUUCUAAGGGGAAUUUUGCUAAGCUUACCCUUUAGAAAAAUUAUAUUUACAAACGCAGACGAUGCACAUGCAAAGAGAGUGCUUCACAGGCUUGGACUAGAGGAUUGUUUUGAAAGAAUCAUAAGCUUUGAGACACUUAAUUCCUUCAAAUCAAAUAACUUCAACUCUCCUGGCGGUGAAUAUAAACAAAUUUCCACAGGAAUAUUUGAUUUUUACGAGUACAUUCGUAAUCCUGAUGCUGAUAUUGUGCUCCCAAAGACUCCGGUUGUCUGUAAACCCUUUCAAGAUUCGUUUGAAAAGGUUUUUGAGAUGGUAGAUAUUGACCCUCAAAGAACAUUGUUCUUUGAUGACAGUAUCCGCAAUAUUGAGACAGGAAAAUCCUUGGGCCUUCACACAGUCUUGGUUGGAACUUCCCAUAGAACUAAAGGAGUGGAUUAUGCAUUGGAGAGCAUCCAUAAUAUGAAGGAGGCAUUUCCAGAACUGUGGGAAGUUGAUGAGAGGAGUAAAAAUGUCAAGUAUUCUAGAAAGGUUUCAAUUGAAACAUCAGUUAAAGCUUAACUUAUUAUAUGCAUCAUCCUUUUGAAUUUGUGGUGCCUAAUAUUGUUCUGGCAUCUAAAUUUGACUAAUGUACUUGUUAUCAGAAUACUUAUAUGUUAUUUAUAUAAAUAAAUGAGUUUUGUUUAUCAGCCAAGCUUUUAUUUUUGU
This is a messenger RNA of Vicia villosa (hairy vetch), 1107 nucleotides long. RefSeq lists its product as uncharacterized. The transcript has 8 exons. NCBI's taxonomy places the organism in Eukaryota, Viridiplantae, Streptophyta, Magnoliopsida, Fabales, Fabaceae. The record is from RefSeq and is a predicted model, not a curated record. The coding region runs from base 97 to 960 and encodes 287 amino acids.